GCGUUCCAUGCCGAAACGCCGAGCAACGAGCACGCCGGCUUGAGAAGCAGCGCAAGGGGAAGCGGCGUGCAGCUCGUGGCGGGCCUCGAGGCAGGCAUCGUCACCAUGCUCGUUCCGUCGGACAUGAUGGGCGCCCAGUCCAAGCUUCUCUACCAGCUGAACAAGUUCUACGGCGAGCGCGUGCAGACUCGCAAGGCGGGCGUCGCCAAGACAUUGCGCGAGGUGUGCCGCGUUGUGCAGGACGUGCUCAAGGAGGUCGAGGUGCAGGAGCCGCGAUUCAUCUCCUCGCUGAACGACUGCAACGGCCACUACGAGGGCAUGGAGGUCAUCUCGCCCACGGAGUUCGAGGCCGUGCUCUACCUGAACCAGAUGGGCGUGUUCAACUUCGUGGACGACGGCACGCUGCCCGGCUGCGCCGUGCUCAAGCUGAGCGACGGCCGCAAGCGCUCCAUGUCGCUCUGGGUGGAAUUCAUCACCGCUUCCGGCUACCUCUCGGCUCGCAAGAUCCGCUCGCGCUUCCAGACGCUCGUGGCGCAAGCGUGCGACAAGUGCAGCUACAGGGACAGCGUCAAGAUGCUGGCCGACACGAGCGAGGUGCGGCUGCGGAUCCGCGAGCGAUACGUGGUGCAGAUAACGCCAGCGUUCCGCUGCGCCGGACUGUGGCCCCGGUCGGCGGCCCACUGGCCCGUGGCGCACAUACCGUGGCCCAACCCGAACCUGGUGGCCGAGGUGAAGGCCGAAGGGUUCGACCUGCUCUCCAAGGAGUGCGCCACCCUGCAGGGCAAGCAGUCGUCCAUGGAGGGCGACGCCUGGGUCCUCAGCUUCCUCGACGCCGAGAACAGGCUCCUCUCGGGGGGCUGCCGCCGGCGAUGCCUGAGCGUGCUCAAGACUCUGCGGGACAGGCACCUGGACCUGCCGGGAAACCCGGUGUCCGCGUACCACCUCAAGACGCUGCUGCUGUACGAGUGCGAGAAGCACCCGCGAGAGCUGGAGUGGGACGACGCGUGCCUCGGAGACCGUCUCAACGGCAUCCUGCUGCAGCUCAUCUCGUGCCUGCAGUGUCGCCGCUGCCCCCACUACUUCCUGCCACACCUGGACCUCUUCAAGGGAAAGUCGGCAGGGGCGCUCGAGAACGCGGCCAAACAGACGUGGAGGCUCACGCGAGAGCUGCUCACCAAUCCCAGGUCGCUGGAAAAGCUCUGAACUGACGCUGCUGAUACGCAGGCGGCGCCGUUGAGCUUGCCGAUUUGUGGAUACUUAAGAGCCUGUGAUCGUGCAAUUCGCCAGUCCUACAGACAGUGCACGCUCCCUUUGCGGAGAGCGAUUCGGAAACUCUCGAAACUGCAGUGCCCGACCGGUUUCGCGUAUACUCGGACCGAGCGCAGCGUCCCGGAUUGCGGUGGCCACGCGUGUUGCACACCAACGGUGUCUCCGCGAGUCUGCGGGUGGGCCAUCAAAAUGCGACGGUGGCCAUACGUCCAGCAGCGCUGUGUGCGAGUGAUGGCCACUUCGCGGAUGCAGUGAUACAGACCUUGAACGGACGAAGGCGACAUGGGGAAUGACAUCACUCUCUGUUGCGGCCCGACACUUCAGAGUAUAGUCGCUCUGCACGCCCCCUGUAGGUAUUUAUUGUGCUAUAGAUGUAUGCAUACACAUAGGUCUCUCGCCAGACUAGUCCCCGUAAAGCCCGAUAGUUUUAUCAUGCAGGUCACCGAAAGAGGUCGCACGUGGCGACGUCCAGUGUCUGCAGUGCAUGUCAUUUCUGGGCUGUCUUCGACUGUCAUUCUUAACAGAAAUAAAAAGCGACGACGAUGCCACGCAAUAGCCGAGUCAGUGCACUGGGAUAUUCCUAUAGUGACGCAAAACGAACUAUGGCUGCCCUUGGCCGAGAGAUUAACCAGGCUCCUUAACGUGUGAUUGACAGCAUUACUUUAGCAAAAAACAUGUGAGACAAACACAUGUCAGGCCAAGUCUUGUAAUGCCGAAGGAAUAGUCGCUAUAGCUUAUAACCUGCAUCAAUUUGACGCAAAGAUGAUUAUGAAUUCACAGGCGCGCGAUCGUAAGCGUGCUUGCAUGUACAGCUAUAGGCCUGGGUAAAAUCAAGUUCCUCUGCGCAUGCUGCAGUGUAAGAGAACGAUUCAGAAAUCAAUGUGCAGAAACCAAGUUGCACUGAAAAACGUAUACUCUCGUUUAGAUGUGGCAACAGAAAAAUGCUGGCCAUCAACUGACGGCGAGUUAUCACAAGCCCACAGACUUCAUGCAGCGACAAUUAACCCAUUCGGCACGCGUAUAAUUUCAUUUACCUUUUGCGACUAUGUGCUGCGAAUCUAUAACGUUCAAAACAUUAUAGUUGAACGAGAAAAUGACGCACCUGAAGCUAUAGCUGGACGCGUUCACAUUUGAUACGACCAGCCGUUAAACCAUUUUGACGAGUCACCCUCGACAUGAACAAGCCGCCGAGAGCCUGUCAGUCAGACUGCAGCCAACAACAUCAGAAAUCGGCAACAAUGUCUGGCUUUAAUUCCUUACUUCAUAACCGCUUCGCUAUACGUGCCAGCGCUGGGGUCGCAAGCAUGAAGCUUUCAGGAACAGUCCACAUUAGACGUGUCAUUGUUUUGACGGGCUCAGCGUGCGCAUGUGAAACACGCGCGAGACGUGACUCAAUCUAAACAGCGCGGAUUAAUUUUUCCUUAAACAAGGGCGAAACGUUGACAUUUUUCCGUGUACGCUUGCAAGCGUCUCAUUUCCGAACGAGUUAGAUGAAAGUGAAGGCUUGUAUUUUUCACGAGUGUCGGAUAUUAGUUCGUUUCCCUCGACCUAUAUACGCCAAUUCAGACUCUCGGACCAAAUUACGUUCGUAUAUAUACGUGAGCGAACCGUGCAUGACGUGGCUGUUGCGAACUCUCUCCGGAACUAAUACGCCAAUAUGUCGCUUUUCCUUUACAUCGAACAGUGAUGUAGACGCAGUCUUCACAGACUAUACCACGAAGGUGAAUGCCACAGCUCAAUGCACAAAAGCUCUCGUCCGUUACCUAUAUUCCUCUUCCGUCUUCUCGCUUGUAACAGAAUGAAUGUGUCAUAUAUACAUGCGCGGCAAGGCAGACAUUUGCGAGUAGACAUAUAGCAGGCAUUCUUGUAAUUCCGUACAGGGGUCCCGUAUGUAUAUGUAGUUUACGUAACACCGUAGAAUGUAAAUACCGAUGUAUGCCUGUAUACGUCUCUCUCGUCGUGCAAGCUUGCAUUCAAAGGCCAAGGGAAAACAAAGUGUGCAACACCUUUUGUUCAUUGUUGUCUUGACAUGUCUUGUAGUGUUGGCAUAUUUAGUAUUUGUUGUGAGAUUAAAAAAAAAGGAUAUACCAUUAAUUGACAAAUAAAAAUCGCUGUACUAUUGAAUAA
Messenger RNA from Rhipicephalus microplus (southern cattle tick), 3396 nucleotides. RefSeq names its product nucleotidyltransferase mab-21 (gene mab-21). The record is from RefSeq and is a predicted model, not a curated record. NCBI's taxonomy places the organism in Eukaryota, Metazoa, Arthropoda, Arachnida, Ixodida, Ixodidae.